UCUAAGCUCAGUCUGAAAGUUUUCUUGAUUCACAGUUAUUUUUUAGUACCGAUAAAUUCUAUAGAAAUCUGACAAGUAAUUUUUAUGUGAGAAAAAAUCAGUUAGAUAAAGAAGUUGAUGUUUUUUUAUCUUAUUCAAACUAAAAAACCAUAUUUUUGAUAGAACAAAUUUUACUGUUUAUACAAAAAUCUAGAUUUUAACAAAAUCGUGAGAAGUAGAAAAUGUCAACCUGUUUUUCUUAUGAAUCGAUUCGAACGCCUUUUGAUCUUAAUGAACAAUCAGAUAUUCUCAAGGGCUCUGAGGUUAUACGCAUCUCAAAAUUCUACAACGAAAGCAGGCAGGGUAAAUUUGUAAGUUAUAUUUAUGAUGACACCCGUACUUUAUACGAUGCUUUUAGAAGAGGUGCUAAGGAAUCCAAUAACGGUCCAUGUCUUGGUUGGAGAGAUGAUAAAAUAAAAAGUUAUCAAUGGUUGCACUAUAACGAAACCUUGUUGAGAGCAAAAAAUUUUGGAUCAGGACUUAUUUUACAUGGAAUACAACCUUCUUCUCAAACUUUAAUUGGAAUUUAUAGUCAGAAUAAUCCAGAAUGGAUACUAACUGAACAAGCUUGCUACACAUACUCUAUAGUGCUCGUACCUCUGCAUGAUACAUUGGGACAAGAUUCAUGUGUAUUUAUUAUAAACCAAGCUGAAAUAAGCGUAAUGAUUUGUGAAGAUGACAAAAAAUGUAAUUUUCUUCUAUCAAAAGCUCCGAGAUGUCUCCGAAAAAUCAUUGUCAUUAAAGAAACAAGGUCGUCAACACAGCAAAGAGCACGAAACAGAGGUAUAGAAUUGUUAAAAUUCUCUGAAGUUGAGAAACUUGGUUCGCAAAAAAAUUAUCCAGAAGUACCACCAAAACCAGCAGAUCUUAGUACAGUUUGUUAUACCUCAGGUACUACUGGUAGUCCAAAAGGAGUAAUGUUGACCCACCAAAAUGUUAUGUCAGGUAUAUCGGCUGUUUUGCUUCAGUUAGGAGAAUUUAGACCUACUCAACAUGAUGUCAUGAUAAGCUUCUUACCACUAGCACAAAUGUUAGAAAGAUGUUGUGAAAAUGGUAUGUACAUGGUUGGAGGAUCUGUUGGAUUCUUUAGUGGGGAUAUAAAGACAUUGUCUGACGAUAUGAAGAUAUUGAAACCAACUGUUAUGCCAGCCGUUCCACGACUUCUUAAUCGGCUUUAUGAUAAGAUUCGUCAAGAACUUGAUAACUCAUUUGUUAAGCGGACUUUAUUUAACAUAGGAAUACGAUCGAAAGAAUCUGAUUUAAAAAAAUGUAUUAUUCACAGAAAUUCUAUAUGGGAUAAGACUCUGUUUAAGAAAAUUCAAGAGGAAAUGGGUGGAAAUCUACGACUUAUGAUUGUUGGUUCUGCUCCACUUGCGGGGAAUGUUAUGACUUUUGCUAGAUGCGUAUUAGGUUGCCUUAUUCUCGAAGGAUACGGACAAACUGAAUGUUGUGCUCCAAUCACCUUAACUCUCCAGGGUGAUUGUAUACCAGAGCAUGUAGGACCACCUGUGGCAUGUUGUUGUAUCAAGUUAAUUGAUGUCCCAGAAAUGGAGUACUAUACAGUCAACAACCAGGGUGAGAUCUGUGUUAAGGGGGCCAAUAUUUUCGCAGGAUAUUUCAAAAAUCCUGAACUAUCGGCUGAAGCAAUAGAUGAACAUGGGUGGCACCAUACUGGAGAUAUUGGAAUGUGGCUUUUGAAUGGGACGCUGAAAAUAAUUGAUCGUAAAAAGCAAAUUUUCAAACUAUCUCAAGGAGAAUAUAUAGUUCCAGAAAAAAUUGAGAAUAUAUACAUGAAGAGUCAAUAUGUCCAUCAAAUUUUUGUGUAUGGUGAGUCCCUUAAGUCGUGCAUUGUUGCAGUUAUAGUUCCAGAUGUUGAUAUUGUCAAAUGUUGGGCAACAGAGAAUAAAAUAGCUGGUACAUUAAGUGUACUAUGUGCUAAUAUUAAUGUUAAGCGCUUGAUACUUGAAGAUAUAAGAAACUGGGGUAACGAAGCUGGACUCAAAUCGUUUGAACAAGUAUAAGACACAAUCAAAAUGAAAAAAAGAAGCAUUAUCUUA
Messenger RNA from Copidosoma floridanum, 2096 nucleotides. RefSeq names its product long-chain-fatty-acid--CoA ligase 5. Gene Ontology annotation, molecular function: long-chain fatty acid-CoA ligase activity. Gene Ontology annotation, cellular component: endoplasmic reticulum; membrane. Gene Ontology annotation, biological process: fatty acid metabolic process. Lineage: Eukaryota; Metazoa; Arthropoda; Insecta; Hymenoptera; Encyrtidae. The record is from RefSeq and is a predicted model, not a curated record.